ACAGGGGAUUUAUAGGUUUUCCUGGGCCACCAGGCCCCCCUGGAUUCCCAGGAGUAGAAGGCCCACCAGGAUAUAAAGGACAAAAGGGAAAUCUAGGAAUUGCAGGAUCUACAGGACCUAAAGGAUUCAGAGGGAGCUUGGGUAAUCCCGGUAUUCCAGGGAUCCCAGGAAUUCCAGGAGAGCCAGGACAAGAAGGGCCGCCCGGAGAACCCGGUAUUCCUGGUUGCAAUGGAACAAAGGGAGAAAGCGGUCCAUCUGGACCAACAGGAUUUGGACAACCAGGAUCACCAGGACCAAGGGGAGAUCCAGGACCACAGGGACCGCCCGGUGAAACAACUUUCGGAGUCAAAGGAAUAAAAGGAGAACCAGGAAGACCCGGCCGAGAUGGUUAUGACGGAAUUGUUGGAAACCCUGGACCAACUGGUCCUAGAGGACCCACAGGAGAUCCUGGUUUAUUGGGCACAAAAGGAGCCAGGGGUUUUAAGGGAGAUCCCGGUAAACAUGAAGUCAGUUUUCGAGGGCCUAAAGGUGAAAAGGGCGCUGGAGGAACUCAAGGCCCACCAGGUGACUGCCCUAGAAAUCCACUUGGCUCAAACACUACCUAUACGGUGCCCGGGGAGCGGGGCAUAAAGGGAGAGCCGGGAGAUCCAGGACCUAUAGGAUACAAAGGGGAGGUUGGAAUGAAGGGUCCGCAAGGGCCUUAUGGUGAAAGAGGUCAGAAGGGAUCACCCGGUCCUAAGGGUGUUAGGGGCAAGCCAGGUAAGAAUGGCGUCGAUGGCAAUUCCGGAGAAAAAGGACUCAAAGGUGAACGAGGAACCUCUGGACCAAUUGGAUUCCAUGGUGACACGGGUCCAAAGGGAGAUACAGGUCCUAAAGGAAGAGUUGGACCACCAGGACCACCGGGUCCCCCUAUACCAGGAAGUGACCAAGGUGCUAAAGGCUUCCCAGGACCUCCAGGACGUGAUGGGCCUCCUGGACCAAGAGGAUACCCUGGAGAGAAGGGAAGGACUGGAUAUGAUGGUUUAUCUGGACAGCCAGGACCACCUGGAUCACCAGGAGACCGAGGAGUUCCAGGACCCAUUGGUGUCGGAGAGAAAGGAGAACCCGGUGACCCGGGUAUUCCUGGCAUGCCAGGCCCUGAAGGACAUACUGGUUUACCAGGAAGAGAUGGACCUAAAGGUGACACAGGCAUGGCUGGACUGACAAUUCGAGGUCUUCCUGGGAUGGAUGGGCGUCCAGGACCAGAUGGACCAGCCGGACUGCCUGGACAAGUUGGGGAUCCUGGACCUCAAGGUGCUCGUGGACCACCUGGAAAUGGUUUACCUGGAGAUCCUGGUCCUAAAGGACAGGCUGGACGUGAUGGACCCCGUGGUCUGCCUGGUAGUGUGGGAGAUCCUGGAUCUCCAGGACUCUCUGGACCAGAUGGCCCCAAGGGAGAACCCUGUGCUUCAUGCCGCUCUGGGGAAAUUGGACCCAAAGGAGAUCCAGGACAGCGUGGAGAUGUAGGACAGCCCGGCCAACCUGGUUUUAAUGGAAAUCCUGGACCAACUGGUCCUAAAGGAGACCGAGGUCCUCAGGGAAAUAUUGGUCGUGAUGGACAAGAUGGACCACAAGGGCCACAGGGUUCGACUGGACGAACAGGGAACAAAGGAGAACCAGGUCCUGAAGGAGAUCCAGGCUUUGCGGAUCCAGGACCAAUGGGUAUCCCAGGAGACCCAGGACUGAAAGGAGACAGUGGGCUGAAGGGAGAGCCUGGACCAGCCUGUGACCCAGAACAGCUCAAAGUAGGCGAUAGGGGACCUGCUGGACCUCCGGGGCCUCAAGGCAAUGAUGGAUAUCCUGGAUCUCAGGGCCCAAAAGGAGAUCGUGGACCACAGGGACCAAGUAUCCGUGGAAUGACCGGAGAAAGGGGAGACUUUGGACCCAAAGGAGAACGCGGAAACUUUGGACCCCCAGGAGACAAAGGAGAAGUCAUUUAUCGAGAUACAGGAGUGCAAGGACCUAAAGGGGAGCAAGGAACUCCUGGUCCUGCUGGAAAUCCAGGACCUGCCGGGGCUACUGGACGUCCUGGACCUUCGGGUGAUCUGGGCCAGUCAGGUCAGCAAGGCGAGAAGGGUGCCCAAGGACAGCCAGGACCACCAGGAAACUCCAUUCCCGGUACCCCAGGUGAGAAAGGCUACCAGGGUAUCCCAGGACAACCCGGCCAACCAGGCCAACCAGGACCAGGUGGACCCUCGGGUACCCCAGGAAUCCCUGGAGAAAUAGGUGAAAAGGGAGAUAUUGGUCCACAAGGAAACCCGGGUGGACAGGGACAACGUGGGUUACCAGGACAACCAGGUCAAAACGGCAUCGAAGGAGCAAGGGGAAACAUUGGUGACCCAGGACAAAGAGGUCGCGACGGUGUCCCUGGACAAAGCGGAGAAAAGGGUGAGACUGGGUCUCCUGGUAUACCAGGUACCCCUGGAAGCAAGGGAGAACCUGGUCUAUCUAUCCCUGGUCAAGACGGACCACCUGGAUCCUCAGGAAGAGAUGGACCUCCUGGAGUGAAUGGGGAACCUGGACCGCAGGGUCCACGUGGAGAUCCUGGAAUAGCAGCUUUGAAAGGAGAAAGAGGACUACCCGGAUCCCCAGGCCAGAGCGGUCCUCCGGGUCCACCUGGAGACAAUGGACUUCCCGGUAGCGAUGGAGAUCCUGGUCCUUCUGGACCACUUGGUGUGAAAGGAUCGCCUGGACCGCUUGGACCUGAUGGAACCCAAGGACCGCCCGGAGCACCUGGACCUAUUGGAGCACCUGGAGAAAAGGGGGAACGUGGUGGUAUGGGAACACCAGGAUCACCUGGGCCCUCUGGUUCACCAGGUGCAAAAGGAGAGCCAGGACUCCCUGGACCAGGAGGUGAGAAGGGAUCCCGUGGAACAGGAGGAGUUUCAGGACUCAAAGGAGAGCCAGGACCAACAGGAAGAUCAGGACCUCCGGGCCCUUCAGGUUCGAUCGGUCUACCUGGACUAAAUGGGGUGAAGGGAGAAAAAGGAGGUCCAGGAUCCAAUGGAAUACCAGGAGCAAGGGGACCUAAAGGAGAUCCUGGUCCAGCUGGAUUCGAUGGACUCGAAGGUCCCAAAGGAGUCAAGGGAGACCUCGGACCCAAAGGACAGAUAGGAUUUGCUGGACCUAAGGGAGACAGGGGACAAGACGGAAUCCCAGGACAGAUUGGAGAGAAAGGUUUCCCUGGAAGGGAUGGCUUUUCUGGACCCCAAGGACCACCCGGUAACCCUGGAGAACCUGGAAGUGACGGAGUGAACGGACAACCAGGACCUAGGGGAGAAAAGGGAGAAAAGGGAUCUUAUCUGAGGGUUCCAUGUGAGAACAGACGAGGGAUCAAAGGAGAGCCUGGACCCGUUGGUGCAACUGGUGAACCUGGAAACCCUGGUCCUGCUGGACUUUCAGGAACACCAGGUGAUCAAGGACCCGUAGGAUCAGAUGGAAGACCAGGCCAGCCUGGACCACCUGGACCUAAUGGAUCACCAGGACCAGAAGGAGAACCUGGUCCUGCAGGCAGAGUUGGUCUUCCCGGUGACCCUGGACCAAGGGGAGAUCGAGGAACCUACGGAUCUCCUGGAGAAGAUGGUGUUCCAGGAGUUAAAGGAGAACCAGGAGACAAUGGAGCCAUGGGAUUACCAGGAGGACCAGGUCUACCUGGACCAGGAGGACCACCAGGAGACCGUGGAUUCCCUGGAGUCCGAGGAGAGAAGGGUAUUCCUGGAACCCCUGGUCUAUCUGUUACUGGUAUCAAGGGAGAACCAGGUUUCCCAGGAAUUAAAGGCGAGCCAGGUAUACCUGGUCGCGAUGGCAAUAAUGGACCGAUUGGUCUACCUGGCAUGAAGGGAACUAAAGGAGAACUAGGACGUCCUGGGCCCGCAUCACCGGUGCCACCAGUCAUUCCUGGUCCAAAGGGAGAAUCUGGUAUUCCUGGAGCUAACGGAGACAGAGGAGAACCUGGAGAGCCUGGUCAACCUGGUAGACCUGGAUUCCAAGGCAGGCCAGGAGAGCCAGGAGCUCCAGGUCUUAACGGUCAACAGGGAGAUCCUGGUGCACCUGGGUUCCAGGGACUCAAAGGAAGCAAGGGAGAACCUGGUCCAGCUCCAGAUUUUGAUAUGAAGGGGGUGAAGGGAGAACGUGGUCUGCCCGGUCCGGAGGGUCCUCAAGGUCCACCAGGACGAGAUGGCCGUCCAGGGCCUGUAGGACCUCCAGGAUUGACAGGAGAGAAAGGAUCAUUUGGUAUCCAGGGUAAUCCCGGAGUCAGUGGAGUUCCAGGAGACCCAGGCACUAAGGGAGACCAAGGAUUCCGUGGGCUGAAUGGUCUACCGGGAGACCCGGGUUUCCCUGGUCCCAAGGGAGAGGCAGGUAUCCCCGGAUCUUCAUCUGGUUUCUUCAUCACCCGUCACAGCCAAACUACUUCCAUCCCACAGUGUCCACAGGGAACAGCUAAGAUGUGGCACGGGUACAGCUUGCUCUAUGUCCAGGGUAACGAGCAGGCGCACGGACAGGACUUAGGUAAACCGGGCAGUUGUUUGAAGCGUUUCAGCACGAUGCCAUUCCUCUUCUGUAACAUCAAUAACGUCUGUCAUGUGGCAUCGCGUAACGACUACUCUUACUGGCUCUCAACGACGGAGCCAAUGCCGAUGAACAUGGCCCCGAUCCGUGGCGGUCAGCUUCAGCCUUUCAUCAGUAGGUGUGUGGUGUGUGAAGCCCCAGCCCAGGUGCUGACCGUACACAGCCAGACGGUCAACAUCCCCGAAUGCCCGCAAAGAUGGUCUGUCUUGUGGAUCGGAUACAGUUUUAUGAUGCACACGGGAGCUGGAGCCGAGGGAUCUGGACAGAUGCUUUCCUCGCCAGGUUCCUGUUUGGAGGACUUCCGCUCUUCGCCGUUCAUCGAAUGCCACGGCGACGGCAAAUGCAACUACUACGCCACCACCUUCAGCUUCUGGCUAAGCACCAUCACCGGCAAUGCGCAAUUCACCAUGCCGGAAUCAGAGACACUCAAGGCAGGAUCUCUGAGAACGCGAGUCAGUAGAUGCGCCGUGUGCCUUAGAGAUCAGUAAAAUAAUAUUAACUAUCAACCGCCAAACCCUCACAAUAAUCCUUAGGAGACUUCUAGAAAGACAGCCCAAGCCUCUUGCCAUCACAAAAAUCUAUAACUCCUGCCAGUUUGAAGAUUGCGACAAUAGCAUGUUGUAGCUGUAGGUUAGGUAGAGAGUGAAGCAUAUUUAUGAUCCUAGUACAGUAGUUCUUAUCGUACUGUUCUUAUAUGCUAUGCUUAGACAUACCGUCUUGCCUUUCUCUCUGUUAUGGAUGCAAGUCUAAGUGCCUCCCAGUUUGUACAAAUCCAUCCCCGCAUCUAGUUUCUUUUCUUUUCAUCAUGAAAGAGGGCUUGUCUGUCCCAUAUUGAGCUAGUUUAAUCUCAAAGACAAGAGGUUGUGUUUUUAAAAUCAUCAGGUUUAGUGUCUUCUAUGUGUGUGUCCCCUAGCUGACACCUAAUUCUUAUCGAAUUGUUGUGUAAAAUUCAUUUAUUUAUAGCUAAGGGAUUAACAUUUUUUAUUAUCUUUUGUGUUUUGCGACCCCAUGUGCAUAUUACUAUGAAACAUAAGAACAUACUUUUUGUAUCGGAAGGAUGAAUUUCAACUGCCCAAUCAACGUUUAAUACUCUCCACGCCUGGAUGAUAUCUUUCACUAUUAUAAUGUUGGGGUGUUGUUCAAUAUUUGAUUUUGUUCGCCAGAGAAACUAUAGCAAGAAAUUACUCUAGAUUUGUAGGACACUGAAAGAUGGCUGCCAUUUUUAUACAUACAUGUACUUACAUAGAAUUCUGUACAGUUAUUAUUACAUUUCAUAUUAGGUUUUGUACAGCUUAGGGAUUGAGUUCUAAAAUCGGUUGUGUGAUCCCCCGACUGUCCGUUUUAUCUUAUAUUCAUAGAUGUCAGGAAAUAGUUGUGUGAAGUGCUACCGUGAUACAAUAUUUUUAAUGUAGGUGCAAAUGUUAUUUGUACCUUUUGAAAUCUACAUCAUUUAAUAAGCGUCAGUGUUCAAAUUUUGGGAAGCACUGCAACAUAUAGAUUUGAGACUGUAUUUAUUAACACAAUUUCGGUAAAACAAUUUCUACGCUUUUUAUUACAGUGCUCUAGUAUAAGCAUUGAUCAUGUAGCAGUAUAAGCUACAUAGCUUGUGUAUUAUAUAAAUGUUAGCAUCUAUCAUAUCUAUUUCGUCACUGUGCUUACUUCACAAAAUCAUGUUUUUUAAAAAAUCAUUUUGAAUGGAGUCAUCUGCAGUGUGUAGCCAGUAUGAUGACAGCGGGAUAACUCUCUAUGACUCAAUGUGCUGGACUCUGUCGUUCUUUCUUUCCAAGGAAAUGUCAUGCAUUUCAUAUACCAUUGUGCCUCUCUCUGUUUACUUAUCAAUUUCACUCAGAUUUCAUAUUCAAAUAUGCUGCAUAUAUAGUAGAAGGUGCCAUUAUGUCCUCGCAUCCAUUUUAUCUUGUUAUCCAGCCUUGGGUGUGCCAAUGUCUCCCAUGCAAAGAUUGUAUUCUGGUACUGAUAGAAGUGAGGGGGGCGAUGGGGAAGACAGAAAUAUUAAGCGAUUAUAAUUCUGAAGCAAUAUAAAUGAAAGCUUCUCUGUAAAUUUGGAAAUGAUCGUGCUCAGAAUGAGAAUGACGGACUAUCCAAUAUGUAUGUACAAUGAGUAGGAAUGGAUGGUAGGAAUCAGAGGUUGCCUAACAUGGCAUCGUUUUAAGGAUUUGGCAUUGGUUGCAUCAAGCUGGCAUCAGUGUGUGAUGAACAUUUUCAAAUCAACAUCGGGGAGUUCCGUUUAUGUACUUGAUCCACCAUUACAAUUAGAUAAGUGAGGUAAUUUUAGCAAACAUCUAUUUAUCUUCCUUGCUGCUUUAUAGUAUUUAUAAUCUUUGUAUGGCAACUUUUUUUGGAAUUAAGGAUAGCUAAUGCUAUGAUCCGGCAAAAGACAAGUUAGACAGCAUUCAUGUUAAUGCUCUCUUGCAAGGUUUGGAUCUAUAACAAUUAAGGGUUCAUAAAUUGUGUUAUUGUUAAUCAUUUGAUAAGCUUCAGGGAAUAUGAACUUUCAAUCCACGAAUUUGAUUUAUUUGUUCACUUUCAACGGUGAAUAACUGAUAAAAUAAAUAUAUGCAAGGUUGAAAAUGAAUCGUGCUUAUCAAUGAAGAUGAAGUGUUUCAUUGUGAUUAUCACCGUAAUUAUCUCACAUUUCUUUCAAAGGCAAUGCAUAUUUUGUUGAGUCAUUUAUGCAAUUGCAUAAUUAAAUAUAUGCAUGCCAUUGUUCAAUAAAUCUUGCGUGUUAUCUUUAUAGCCUUGUCAAUGUCAACUCCAAUCUUCAAUACUUAAUUUCUUCACAUUUUCAAGUUCAACAGUAAUUUAUCUCAGAUUUAUCGCUUGAAUUAUUAUGUCUGUGAAUUUUGUAUGGUGCUUAGUUAAAGCACAUUGCAGCCUUUGAAGUACAAGAUUUGAACACAUUAUUUUUUAUUGUAAAAAGUGUAUCUCUCAAAAUGGUGCUAUUAAAGAUACAACUCCGAGUAAUUUA
This is a messenger RNA of Lytechinus pictus (painted urchin), 7594 nucleotides long. Its product is annotated as collagen alpha-5(IV) chain-like. The record is from RefSeq and is a predicted model, not a curated record. Lineage: Eukaryota; Metazoa; Echinodermata; Echinoidea; Temnopleuroida; Toxopneustidae. Gene Ontology annotation, biological process: extracellular matrix organization. Gene Ontology annotation, cellular component: collagen trimer. Gene Ontology annotation, molecular function: extracellular matrix structural constituent conferring tensile strength. Bases 681 to 5096 code for a protein of 1471 amino acids. The transcript has 36 exons.